AUGAACUCUCGUUUUGCUUUCCUCUUUUCUAGUCUUGUUAUAUUUCUGAUUACAGCCACUACUGCUUCGGGUGGCAGUAAUGAAACCGAUUACCAGGCAUUGUUGCAGUUGAAGUUGAUGAUUACCCAUGAUCCACAUGAAGCUCUAAGCUCAUGGAACACUUCCUCUCAUUUCUGUAAUUGGAGUGGUGUUUCAUGUGGGAAGCGACACAGAAGAGUCACUGCUCUACGACUGUAUUCGCAAGAACUUGAAGGGUCGUUGUCUCCAUAUGUAGGGAACCUCAGCUUCCUUCAUUUCUUUUCUAUCGCAAACAAAAGCUUGCAAGGAAUGAUCCCACCAGAGCUGGGUCGUCUAUCCAGGCUACGGAUCCUCAAUCUUGGCCAUAACAAAUUUAACGGGGUCAUUCCAACUAACCUGUCUGGUUGUUCUAACAUUGAAGAGCUUAGACUUUAUUAUAACAAUUUAGUCGGAAGCAUACCUGAAGAGAUCAGUUUCCUCCCGAAACUUACUCUUUUUGCAGUUGGAUUUAAUUACUUAGCAGGUGGAAUCCCCCCUGUCUUGGGGAACAUAACAUCCAUGGAAGUGUUCUCGAUAGCCUACAAUCCGUUGGGUGGGAGCAUUCCGGACACGUUAGGCCAAUGGAAAAGCUUAAUAGAGUUUGGCGUUGGUCUUUGUAACUUAUCUGGAGUCAUCCCUCAUUCCAUUUUUAACCUCUCACUCCUUACUCAUUUUUCCGUGGCUGAGAAUCAGCUUACUGGUACUCUUCCCUCGUUGUUAGGUGCAAUGCUCCCUCAUCUUGAGUACCUUCAGAUAUGGGGUAACCAACUGAAUGGACCUCUUCCACCCUCGAUAUCUAAUUGUUCCAAAUUACAACUUGUCGAAGUGAACAACAACAAUUUUAGGGGGAAGUUGACAAUCAACUUUGCUGUUCAAAAAGAUCUCGUCUUUUUAGACUUAGGUGAUAACAUGUAUGGAUCCGGACAAGCUGAUGAUAUGAAGUUUAUUGAUUCUUUAAAAAACUGCAGCAAAUUAGAUACAUUAGAUGUUCGUAGGUGCAAGUUAAAAGGAGUGUUGCCAACGUCAAUUGGUAAUCUUUCUGAUCAACUUUCUUGUCUAGAUCUAGGAGGAAAUUAUUUAUAUGGACACCUCCCAUCAGGAAUAGGUAUAGUAGGCUUGACCACAUUAUAUUUACGGAAGAACCGAUUCACGGGAAAAAUCCCCUCCACCAUUGGUAAGCUUCAAAAGCUACAACUUCCUUAUCUAUAUGAGAAUCAGUUUUCAGGGCCCAUUCCAGAUGCCAUCGGGAACUUGUCAUUAUUGACUAGACUCGAUUUAAGUUCCAACAGAUUGGAAUGGCAUAUUCCAUCAAGCCUGGGAAAUUGUAGCCAUCUAUUGGAGUUGUACCUUGAAGAGAAUAAACUCAGUGGCAGAAUACCUAAAGAACUUCUUCAAAUUUCAUCUCUAACCAUAGCAUUAGAUCUCUCUCAAAACAACCUGUCUGGGUCACUUCCAACAGAGGUUGGAGACCUCAACAUGUUGACUUCUCUAGAUUUGUCUAAUAAUAAUUUAUCAGGUAACAUUCCCAAUAGCAUUGGUGGUUGCACUAGCCUUGUAUUCUUAUCCCUCAAAGGUAACCUCUUUCAAGGCAUGGUACCUUCGUCGAGAGGAGUUUCAACACUCGAUCUUUCUCAUAAUAAGUUAUCGGGACAAAUUCCUCAAUUCUUGCGACGGUUCUCAUUUGAAUAUGUAAAACUAUCCUUUAAUGAUUUCGAGGGUGAAGUACCAAUCCAAGGUGUGUUUGCCAAUGCAAGCGCAUUCUCUGUUUUGGGAAAUAGUAGGCUUUGUGGUGGCUUGCCUGAACUUGGGUUGCCCAAAUGCAAGGAGACACAUGAUAAACAUAAAAAAAGGUUUCCUUUGUUCGUCAUAUUCAUUCUGAUUGCAUCCACACUUUUUACCAUAUCAUGUUUUACAUAUGUUUGGUGUAAGAAAAGGAAGGGCCAGCUAUCUCUAUCAUCAAAGGACGAACGGUUCAUGAAAGUAUCAUAUGGUCAACUUCUAAAGGCUACCAAUGGAUUCUCCGAGGACAAUUUGAUUGGUGAGGGUGGGUUCAGCUCUGUUUAUAAAGGAGUCCUUGGUGAUCAUGUUGAUAGAAUUGUUGCAGUCAAACUCAUACAUCUUCAAAACCGAGGUGCUCACAAAAGCUUUAUAGCAGAGUGUGAAGCAUGGCGAAGUAUUCGACACCGGAAUCUAUUGAAGAUUAUAACUUCGUGUUCAAGUGUUGAUUUUCAAGGAAAUGACUUCAAAGCUUUGGUAUACGAGUUCAUGCCCAAUGGGAGUCUACAUGAUUGGUUGCAUUCAACUGCAAGUGUAUCCAAACUGAAUCUUCUUCAAAGAAUAAAGACUCUCAUUGAUGUAGCAUCCGCACUUGAUUAUCUUCACAAUCACUGCCUACCAACCAUCGUUCACUGUGACGUGAAGCCUAGCAAUAUUCUACUCGAUGAUGAUAUGGUGGCCCAUGUUGGAGACUUUGGUUUAGCUCGAUUUAUUGGAACAAAUUCAAACCAAAACAGCACAAGUGGCAUUAGAGGAACAAUUGGAUAUGCACCACCAGAGUACGGUGUUGGGAGUGAGAUAACAAGUAGUGGAGAUGUCUACAGUUUUGGAAUACUAUUGUUGGAGGUGAUGACAGGGAAGAGGCCCACCGACAACAUUUUUAACGAAGGCCUUAGCCUUCAUGAGUUUGCAGACAUGGUCAUGCCAGACCAUGUAACUGAUGUUAUUGAUGAUGAUCUUCUGAAUUUUCUUCAAGAGGAUGCUAUUGCUACACAAUAUACAUCAGCACAUGCAAAGAAAAUAGAGGAAUGUUUGUCUUCAACUGUCAAGAUUGGAGUAUCAUGCUCCAUGGAGUCCCCACUACAACGGAUGAAUAUCGAAAAUGUUGUCCAUGAGUUGCAACAUAUUCUGGAUAAGCUUCAAAAUAUGUGA
This is a messenger RNA of Lactuca sativa (garden lettuce), 2985 nucleotides long. RefSeq names its product LRR receptor-like serine/threonine-protein kinase EFR. The record is from RefSeq and is a predicted model, not a curated record. Gene Ontology annotation, biological process: protein phosphorylation. Gene Ontology annotation, molecular function: ATP binding; receptor serine/threonine kinase binding; protein kinase activity. NCBI's taxonomy places the organism in Eukaryota, Viridiplantae, Streptophyta, Magnoliopsida, Asterales, Asteraceae.